Messenger RNA from Cyanidioschyzon merolae strain 10D, 711 nucleotides. RefSeq lists its product as hypothetical. The transcript has a single exon. Bases 1 to 711 code for a protein of 236 amino acids. The record is from RefSeq and is a predicted model, not a curated record. NCBI's taxonomy places the organism in Eukaryota, Rhodophyta, Bangiophyceae, Cyanidiales, Cyanidiaceae.
AUGUUCAUCUCACUCGUUCGACCUGUCAGCUUCCGAGCACAGAACGCACCUGGUGCUGGAAACAGGUGUGUGCCCAGUACGAGUCGUCUAGCACGACCGUGCCUAAGGCUUAGCGGGGAAGGCUUGGGCUCAGGGGCUGCGAGGCAAGCUUUUUCUGGACUCUCAAGAGCUCUUGCAGGGCUCUUGGCCUCCGUCUGGUUGCUUGCGGAUCCAACGGUCACACAAAGGUCCCUGGCUUUUGCGGCAAACCCGUACGACCUGGGCACAGACCGGGGCGUACAGGCAGUUAUGGUGUGUCGGGAGCUACUUGAGCCCAUCCCACGGUAUGUGGAGAGCGGUUCCUGGGACAAGGCUCGGUCCAACGUCAACUACUGUACACGAACGCUGCGGCUACAUACUGCGCUCCGGGCCGUAACCGACCGCUUGCUAACACCAGAGUACGAUUUGGAGAAGCACGAAUCUGCGAUGCGGGUAAGCAGUGACCUCCCGAACGUGAUGACCCAGCUGGAUGCAACGCUUUACACACCUAUUUUCAUGGCGAGCGAUCAGGGUGUCUCGCCUGCACAACGCAAAUAUGGAGAUGAGGCGCUCGGAUAUUUAGAGCAGGCGAAACAAAUGCUGGAUCAUUACCUGAGUCUUCUGCCGUCUGAGGUUAGGGCUCGAAACGCAGCGGCUGCAGCACAAAUGCGCGUUCCACUAGAGCGCCAGUAG